CGAUGCGGGCCCCGCCCGUCGCCUCAGGUGCCAUUUGGACAGUCCUUUAGCGGCACGAUGUACUCUGAGUGGAGGUCACUGCAUUUGGUGAUUCAGAAUGAUCAGGGCCACACCAGUGUGCUGCACAGCUAUCCGGAGAGCGUUGGGCGAGAGGUGGCAAAUGCGGUGGUCCAUCCUCUUGGGCAGGCCUUAGGUACCCCUUCAGUGGCUGGUAGUGAGAGCUUGUUAAAAACUGACAAAGAAGUGAAAUGGACCAUGGAAGUAAUUUGCUAUGGAUUGACCCUUCCCUUGGAUGGAGAGACUGUAAAAUAUUGUGUUGAUGUAUAUACAGACUGGAUUAUGGCUUUAGUGUUGCCGAAAGAUUCUAUCCCAUUGCCAGUUAUUAAAGAGCCUAACCUAUAUGUUCAAAGUAUACUAAAACACCUGCAAAAUCUUUUUGUACCAAGACAGGAACAGGGCUCCAGUCAGAUCCGACUAUGCUUACAGGUCCUGAGAGCCAUUCAGAAACUGGCCCGUGAGUCAUCCAUCAUGGCACGAGAAACGUGGGAAGUCUUACUGUUGUUUCUUCUGCAGAUUAAUGACAUUCUUCUAGCCCCGCCAACUGUUCAAGGUGGCAUUGCUGAGAAUCUAGCAGAGAAGUUGAUUGGUGUUCUCUUUGAGGUUUGGUUACUAGCUUGUACUCGGUGCUUCCCAACACCUCCUUAUUGGAAAACAGCCAAGGAGAUGGUGGCAAACUGGAGGCACCACCCAGCAGUGGUGGAGCAGUGGAGCAAGGUCACCUGUGCACUCACAUCAAGAUUGCUACGCUUUACGUAUGGUCCUUCAUUUCCUCCAUUUAAAGUUCCUGAUGAAGAUGCCAGUCUGAUCCCUCCUGAAAUGGAUAACGAGUGUGUAGCACAGACGUGGUUUCGCUUCUUACAUAUGUUAAGUAAUCCCGUGGAUUUGAGUAACCCGGCCAUUAUAAGCUCUACUCCCAAAUUUCAGGAACAGUUCUUAAAUGUGAGCGGAAUGCCACAAGAAUUGAAUCAGUAUCCCUGCCUUAAACAUCUGCCUCAAAUAUUUUUUCGUGCCAUGCGUGGAAUCAGCUGUCUGGUGGAUGCAUUCUUAGGCAUUUCUAGACCCCGAUCGGAUAGUGCUCCUCCAACACCCGUGAAUAGAUUAAGUAUGCCUCAAAGCACUGCUGUCAAUACCACCCCACCACAUAACCGGAGGCACCGGGCUGUUACUGUGAAUAAGGCCACCAUGAAGACAAGCACAGUUAGUACUGCUCAUGCCUCGAAAGUUCAGCACCAGACAUCCUCCACUUCUCCUCUGUCAAGUCCCAAUCAGACAAGUUCUGAACCCCGGCCACUGCCUGCCCCUCGGAGACCAAAGGUUAACAGCAUCUUGAAUCUCUUUGGAUCAUGGUUAUUUGAUGCAGCGUUUGUUCACUGUAAACUUCAUAAUGGGAUAAACAGAGACAGCAGCAUGACUGCCAUUACAACACAAGCUAGCAUGGAGUUUCGACGGAAAGGGUCACAAAUGUCCACAGACACCAUGGUUUCCAAUCCUAUGUUUGAUGCAAGUGAAUUUCCUGAUAACUAUGAAGCAGGAAGAGCUGAGGCUUGUGGGACACUGUGUAGGAUUUUUUGUAGCAAGAAGACUGGAGAAGAGAUUCUGCCAGCUUAUUUAUCCAGAUUUUACAUGCUUUUAAUUCAAGGUUUGCAGAUAAAUGAUUAUGUGUGCCAUCCUGUCUUGGCCAGCGUUAUUCUAAACUCCCCUCCUUUGUUCUGCUGUGACUUGAAAGGGAUUGAUGUUGUGGUUCCUUACUUUAUUUCAGCUCUUGAAACCAUUUUGCCUGACAGAGAACUCUCAAAAUUCAAAAGCUAUGUAAAUCCAACAGAAUUGAGAAGAUCUUCCAUUAAUAUCCUACUUUCUUUGUUGCCCCUCCCUCAUCAUUUUGGCACAGUCAAAUCUGAGGUGGUCCUGGAAGGAAAGUUUAGUAAUGAUGACAGCUCUUCAUAUGAUAAACCGAUCACUUUUUUGUCCCUGAAGUUGAGACUUGUGAAUAUACUAAUAGGUGCCUUGCAAACGGAGACGGACCCCAACAACACUCAAAUGAUACUAGGGGCAAUGUUAAAUAUUGUUCAAGAUUCAGCACUUUUAGAAGCCAUUGGUUGCCAAAUGGAGAUGGGUGGUGGAGAAAAUCACCUGAAGAGUCAUAGUCGCACUAAUAGUGGUAUUAGUUCAGCAAGUGGUGGAAGCACAGAGCCCACAACUCCUGACAGUGAAAGACCUGCUCAGGCCCUCCUAAGGGAUUAUGAUUCAGCUGCUGGGCUCCUGAUCCGCAGCAUUCAUCUCGUCACCCAAAGACUCAACUCCCAGUGGCGGCAAGACAUGAGCAUAUCACUGGCAGCUCUAGAGCUCCUCUCUGGCCUGGCAAAGGUGAAGGUGAUGGUGGACUCUGGAGACCGGAAGCGAGCCAUCAGCUCCGUGUGCAGCUACAUUGUGUACCAGUGUAGUCGGCCAGCUCCUCUUCACUCCCGGGAUCUGCACUCCAUGAUAGUAGCGGCUUUUCAGUGUCUCUGUGUCUGGCUGACAGAGCACCCUGAUAUGCUUGAUGAAAAGGAUUGUCUUAAGGAAGUAUUGGAGAUUGUGGAACUGGGAAUUUCAGGAAGUAAGUCCAAGAACAGUGAGCAAGAGGUCAAGUACAAAGGAGAUAAGGAGCCAAACCCCGCAUCUAUGAGGGUAAAGGAUGCUGCAGAAGCCACCCUAACAUGUAUUAUGCAGUUGCUCGGCGCAUUUCCUUCACCCAGUGGUCCCGCUUCUCCUUGUAGUCUGGUGAAUGAGACCACUUUGAUCAAGUACUCCAGGCUGCCAACCAUAAAUAAACAUAGUUUCCGGUACUUUGUCUUGGAUAAUAGUGUCAUCCUGGCAAUGCUGGAGCAACCUCUUGGAAAUGAACAGAAUGAUUUUUUCCCCUCUGUCACUGUGCUGGUCCGGGGAAUGUCUGGAAGACUUGCUUGGGCACAACAACUUUGCCUUUUACCCAGAGGAGCAAAAGCAAAUCAGAAGCUUUUUGUACCUGAACCUCGUCCAAUUCCUAAAAAUGAUGUUGGAUUUAAAUAUACCGUCAAACAUCGACCAUUUCCUGAAGAGGUGGAUAAGAUUCCUUUUGUGAAAGCAGAUCUGAGCAUUCCAGAUUUGCAUGAAAUUGUCACUGAAGAAUUAGAAGAGAGACAUGAAAAAUUAAGGAAUGGCAUGGCUCAGCAGAUUGCUUACGAAACGCACCUUGAACAGCAAAGUGAGGAAGAAUUGCAGAAGAGAAGUUUCCCUGAUCCCAUUACAGAUUGUAAGCCUCCACCUCCUGCCCAGGAAUUCCAAACGGCACGCCUCUUCCUUUCACACUUUGGAUUUUUGUCCUUAGAAGCAUUGAAGGAACCUGCAAAUAGUCGCCUACCUCCUCACCUUAUUGCACUUGACUCCACGAUACCUGGAUUUUUUGAUGACAUUGGGUAUCUGGAUCUCUUGCCGUGUCGUCCCUUUGACACAGUUUUUAUUUUCUAUAUGAAACCAGGUCAGAAAACAAACCAGGAGAUUUUAAAGAAUGUGGAAUCUUCCAGAAAUGUUCAGCCACAUUUCCUAGAAUUUUUGCUCUCCCUUGGUUGGUCGGUAGAUGUGGGCAAACACCCCGGUUGGACUGGGCAUGUUUCCACCAGUUGGUCUAUUAACAGUUGUGAUGAUGGUGAAGGACCUGAACAAGAUGAAGUGAUUUCUUCUGAAGACAUUGGGGCUAGCAUUUUCAAUGGACAGAAGAAGGUGCUGUAUUAUGCCGAUGCCCUUACGGAAAUAGCUUUUGUAGUUCCUUCUCCUGUGGAAUCCUUAACUGAUUCAUUGGAAAGUAACAUCUCGGACCAAGAUAGUGAUUCAAAUAUGGAUCUUAUGCCUGGGAUCCUGAAACAGCCAUCCCUGACACUUGAGCUUUUUCCUAAUCACACUGACAAUCUUAAUUCCUCACAGCGGCUUAGUCCCAGUUCCAGAAUGAAGAAGUUGCCUCAGGGUCGUCCUGUGCCUCCUCUUGGACCUGAGACCAGAGUUUCUGUAGUCUGGGUGGAGCGCUAUGAUGAUAUAGAAAACUUUCCCCUUUCAGACCUACUGACGGAGAUCAGUACUGGUGUGGAGACCACUGCAAAUAGUAGCACUUCUCUGAGAUCUGCGACUCUUGAAAAAGAAGUUCCUGUCAUCUUUAUCCACCCUUUAAACACUGGAUUAUUCCGGAUAAAAAUUCAAGGAGCCACUGGAAAAUUUAACAUGGUCAUCCCUCUUGUGGAUGGGAUGAUCGUCAGCAGACGAGCCCUUGGUUUUCUGGUGAGGCAGACUGUAAUUAAUAUUUGUAGAAGAAAGAGACUGGAGAGUGACUCCUACAGCCCACCACAUGUCCGCCGGAAACAGAAAAUCACUGACAUUGUCAACAAGUACCGGAACAAGCAGUUGGAGCCAGAGUUUUAUACUUCACUUUUCCAGGAGGUUGGACUCAAGAACUGCACUUCUUAG
Puma concolor (puma) is the source of this 4533-nucleotide messenger RNA. It is a transcript of the gene RALGAPB, whose product is annotated as Ral GTPase activating protein non-catalytic subunit beta. The record is from RefSeq and is a predicted model, not a curated record. Gene Ontology annotation, biological process: regulation of small GTPase mediated signal transduction; activation of GTPase activity. Gene Ontology annotation, molecular function: GTPase activator activity. Lineage: Eukaryota; Metazoa; Chordata; Mammalia; Carnivora; Felidae.